Arabidopsis thaliana (thale cress) is the source of this 1156-nucleotide messenger RNA. RefSeq lists its product as uncharacterized. The coding region runs from base 139 to 600 and encodes 153 amino acids. The record is from RefSeq and is marked reviewed. The transcript has 3 exons. Lineage: Eukaryota; Viridiplantae; Streptophyta; Magnoliopsida; Brassicales; Brassicaceae.
AGAGCAGUUUCCUAAUUUCAUCUGAUUUUGGCAGCAAACUGAUCGUAACUUGGAUUCUGUCUGUGAUUAAGUAGGUAGUCAUUCAUAAAUCUGGAGCUUCGAAAAUCUCUCUGGUUUAGCAAAAAUCACGGCGGGAAUAUGAGGCGGCUACCACCGUGGAUGCUCGGUGGCGCGUCAACCGGUGAAGCAGCUGCACGCAAUGGUUCACAACCCGAAGCUCCCAAAACAAAGGCUGAAAAACGACCAAAAAGAGUCCAAAAAACCAAAGAGAAAGACUUAAAUCUCAAGUCAGAUGAACCUAAACGAGUUCCCAGGAAGAUUAGGGAAGAAGCUAAGCGUAGCCCGGAGGUGAUUCAAUCAGUGACUGUUCCUGAAGAUGAUGAUCUCACAGUUGAUGACUUAUUAAGCUUUGCUAAUGAGUAUGUCCAACGUGAUGAGGAAGGAACAAGAAAGGAGCGUGAAAGAAGCUUGUCAGUGUCUGAAACUACGCUAGUUCUCGAUGAAACCAAUAUGACUACAUCAUCUCAAGGAGGAACCAAAGAUUCAACAGCAGAAGACAUGUUACAAUUGCUAAUGGGUCCUUUUUACAAGAAACGUUAGAAUUGAAGCACAACUGAGUUUUCAAGUGCUUCAACAUUUCUUUUUUACUUUUGUUACUGUUUUGAAUUCUGUUCCAGAGAUCCAACAUCUUUAUAAAGCUUUGUGUUUUUUUCUCCAGGACCAAAAAUAUUAUAGAAUGUAGGAGCUACUGAGUUCAUAAGCCCAUAGAAAGAGCAAACGAAAGCAUUGUGCUCGUGAAAAUUAGAUUUCCUUGAUUUUGGCAGCUAAAAGGACCGAAAGCACCACUUUUUCAAGCGCAUCAGUGACGUGCUGCCUUAACUAACUCAAUCACAAACCUAAAGAUAAAAACUUCAAAGAGCUUAAGAAUCAAAGACACUGACUAACUUGAAUAUUCCCACAGUUACGAUGGCUAUUAUUGGUUAAGAGUGGGGAUGGGUGUAUAUAUAGUGACGGCCACAUGUAGAAAACCCUAGUUGAUCACGGACUAAUGGGCUGAGUUUGUUAUUUCCUUUAUUGGGCUUGUAAGAAUAAAUCACUUGGUCUUAGUAGUUUGUAAGUUAGUGGUUACCUCCACUAAAUGAAUAUCUUUGUAAUU